CAAAAACGAAAACAAAAUUGAACGUAUAUUUCUUUGACUAUUCCAGUCGUCCAAAAUGCCUAGAUGCUGCAAUUGUGGCUCUGAAGACGUUAUUGACGACUUCGAAAAUGGUCGAUCGAUUAAUGUUUGUACAGAAUGUGGAACAAUAGUGGAUGACCGUCAGGAUUUCACAUCUUCUGGAGAAUUCACGGGAACAUCCAUUUCAGACGGUACAGGACACGGGCCUAGAACUCGACCCAAAUGGAUGAGAUCUGAUGAUACAGGUCCAUCAAAAGGUCUGCUUAAAGGAAAGGAUUUGAUUGAUCAAGUUGGUCGGAAGCUCAAUCUUGAAGAAUUUAUUAGAGAAGAUGGAAAGAAUUUGUUUGAAGCUGUUUAUGAAAAGUGUGUAAAACGUACUUGGGAAGAUUCUAGAACAGGAAUGAGUUUAGCUUGCCUGUAUGUACAGAUACGGAAACAAGAGAGAUGUAUUUCAAUGUCUCAGAUUUGCUCCAAAGCUGAUGGGACUUCUACCUUGAAACAUUGCGGUAGAGCUUUUAAGUUGUUGAAGACAGCAUUUGAUAUCCAGUUACCUCCUGUUCCGAUAAUUCAUCAGGUUGAUGGCUACCUCCAGUCUUUAGGGUUUGGGAAAGAUGUUAUAAAGCUUGCUCUUGAAUUGGUUGAGAUUUUGAAGACUGCCACUGUAGCGCAGAGCCGUAGUGUUCAUCAUGUUGCUGAAGUGGCAGCUUAUUAUGCUUGGAAGAAUAUUAAUAAAGAAAAAAGUAGAAAAGUCUUCUUUAGAGAAUUCUGCAGCAACUUUAAGAUUAGUUACAAUACAGCAACAGGAUCAUUAUAUUCUGAAGUUCGUGAAACCCUGUCAUCCCUAGCUGCAGAGCUUCCAUGGAUUAAAAUGUCAAAGAAAAAGACAACGAAGAAUGAUAUAGACACACACAUUGGAGAUAUUCUCAAGUACAAAACAUUUUUGCUCCAGCAAGCAAAGCAAAGCCUUGUGAAUAAAAUGAAGGACAAACUGAGUGAAGUCGAAAGGAAUGGUAAACCAGAUGAUCCAGUGCAGCAAUGCUUAAAAGAAGAGGAAAGAGAAAGGUUAGUCAACACAUCAAAUGAGCCUGGUGCAAUAUUUAGGGCUGUACCAAAGACCAAAAAAAAGUAUGUGCUAGACCAUCAGAAAAUGCAGUCCUAUCAUAAGCAUGACGUCAAUAUCGAAACUGAAACAGAUUCUACUGUUGUGAGAAGUGAAUCUAAUUGUGGAGAAUGUGACAAAAUGUCUAGCUGUAAUAUUUCUCGGAAAAGGUCAAAAUAUUUAGAUAUGGAGGAUGAGGAUGGCAACUUGUUUUUAGGGAGCGAUGAUGAUACUGAUGAUUAUAUAUUAUCAGAGAAUGAUGUAAAGAGGAGAAAGAUGAUGUAUGCUAAAUUUGACAAGUUAUAAAUUAUGAACAAACAUAAAGCUAAAUCAGAUUGAAUUUGAAUACAAUCCAUCAUUUUGAAUUCCAAAAACUUCUACAGUUUAACUUCAUUUGGUACCAGUAACCACCUAGCAUUAACCUCAUACAUGUACUAACGGUUGUCUUCUGUAAAAAAAAAACUUAUGAAGAUCUUCUUUUCAAGAGAAGUCUGUAGGGUUUGAAAUUGCAACACUGUAUCUUUAUUUGACUUAUACAAUUAUGGUUAAUUUAUAUUUCGCUAAAUAUUAAAAUUGCACAGAUUGGUUUGUUAAUUUUGCAAAUAAUUUUUAAGCAAUCAACAAUAUUCAAGUGAAAUUUCUGAAACUAAUUCAUGUUGUAAUAUAUAAAAACAUACAUCAGUGUUUACAUAAGUAAGUUUGCUCUUCAUUUACAAAUCAAUGUGUUGCGAUAUUUGUGUGGUAUUAACUGCUUAUAAAUGUCAAAUUUGUGCCAAACCUCAACAUGUUUGUGGAUUUUUUUAUUGAACAUUGCAAGGUUGACUGUUUAUCAUUUCCACUCGAUGUUUGCCUUUGUUGAUUUAAUUGAUUAAAUUGUACUGGUACA
Messenger RNA from Mya arenaria, 2003 nucleotides. RefSeq names its product transcription factor IIIB 50 kDa subunit-like. The transcript is spliced from 2 exons. NCBI's taxonomy places the organism in Eukaryota, Metazoa, Mollusca, Bivalvia, Myida, Myidae. Gene Ontology annotation, cellular component: nucleus; transcription preinitiation complex. The record is from RefSeq and is a predicted model, not a curated record. Gene Ontology annotation, molecular function: TBP-class protein binding; RNA polymerase II general transcription initiation factor activity. The coding region runs from base 56 to 1423 and encodes 455 amino acids. Gene Ontology annotation, biological process: transcription preinitiation complex assembly; transcription initiation at RNA polymerase II promoter.